CGCCGGACGCGAGUUAUUUGUCGGUGAAAUGGCAGUCAUCAAGUCCGUGUUCGUUUGCGUCGCGAUCGCCUUCGUGGUCGAAGCGUACGACUUCAAAUUCCCGGUCGCCGGUACCGCCUACGGGUCGGUUAGAGGUGUUACGAGGUACUCCCGAGGCGGUAGACAGUACGACUCCUUCACGGGGAUACCAUACGCGAAACCGCCGGUCGGCGAGCUUAGGUUCGCGGCUCCGCAAGAUGUCGAGCCGUGGGAUCCCGAAUUCGCGCUGGACGCCACGAAAGAACCGCCGAUUUGUAUUCAACGGAACUACGUGUUUUCCAACAACCCACCAAUCGAAGGCCAGGAGGACUGCCUCUAUCUCAACGUCUACGCGCCCAAGACCGGUGUUUACCGCAGAGAUGAUUCCGGUAAUGGUACACUGCUACCGGUACUCGUCUUCAUCCAUUGGGGCGGGUUUUUUGCCGGUCGCAGUACCACCGGCUACUUGGGUCCGGAUUAUCUGAUGGAUAAAGACGUUAUAUUGGUGACUUUCAAUUACCGCCUGGGGCCUUUCGGAUUCCUCUCGACCCUCGAUGACGCCGCGCCCGGCAACUGGGGUCUAAAGGACCAAGUACUGGCUCUCAAAUGGAUCAGGAACAACAUCGAGGCAUUUGGUGGCGACAAAGACAGGGUCACGAUUUCAGGCCAGAGUGCGGGCUCAGUGAGCGCCCACUACCACAUGUUGAGCCCUUCUUCGAAAGGGUUGUUUAACCAGGUGGUGACUGACAGCGCAACGAGCCUGGUGAUCUGGGGUACGCCGUUGAACGAGGUCCGUCUCCAAGUAACUAUCGCCCAGUCGCUAGCAGUGGGAUGCCCUAACACCACCAAUACCACCGCUAUCGUCCAAUGUCUGAGGGCGGUACCGGCUCAGACUAUAAUGCAGUCGCAGGAUCUGCUCAGGACCUUCUACGGCGACACGGUGACUGUAUUCUCGGCCGUAGUCGAACGAGAGAGCAUCAACAAUCCCGACCCGUUCAUCACCAAAACACCAACGGAGUAUAUCGAAACGGGGGAGUUUAGGGACGUACCCUGGAUGGUGGGUCUGGUCCAGAACGAGGGCAUCCUCAGAGCGCCGAGCCGAAUCAGGCCGAAGGAAAUCAGAGACGCGUUAAACGCCAACUUCGCCCAGAUCCUCAUCGACAUCCUGGGAUUGGGGCUCAGCAGCCCAGAUAACCCGAGACGUCUCUACCAGCAGUUGAUCGAUUUCUAUCUGAGCGGUCAAGAGUACGUGAACGUUUCUGAUCCGAGGAGCGUCCAAGGUUUUCUCAACCUCUAUUCCGACCGCCUCGUCGUGUACGGGGUGUACCAGACGUUGAUGCUGCAGGCCUCCAAAGCCACGAAGCCGAUUUAUCUGUACAAUUUGGACUACAGGGGGCGGUACACGUACGGCGAUUACUUCGCCGCCACCGACGAGGAUAUAGACUUUGAGUGGGGGGCGUCGCAUUGUGACGAACUGCUGUACCUCUUUAGCUCUGACGACCUGUUCCCCAAGCUGACGGGUCAGGACGUCGUCUUGAGCGAGAAAAUGGUCGCCCUUUGGAGCAACUUCGUCACGUACGGGGAUCCAAAUCCGCCAGAGAGUCCGGUCUUGGACCGCUCGAUCUGGACGCCGCUGAGCGUCGACGUCACCCCCGACGACGUCCGCUUGCUCAACAUCACCGGGAACUACGAGACGGGCCCCGCGUUUCAACCCCAACGCGGGUACUACCCGGAGAGGAUGAAGCUUUGGUCAGGGUGUGACAUCAUCGAGAACAAAGGCGUCGCGACGACGCGCUAAGACGCCGAAAUUUUUACCGCGUGCAUAUUAAAAAAAACAUUAUACCGAGGAGUAAUAUCGAAAAUAUUUAUUAGAGAAAUGAGAAAAAAAUAUACAAAAAAAGAAACACUGUUACACACGUAA
Cylas formicarius (sweet potato weevil) is the source of this 1939-nucleotide messenger RNA. RefSeq names its product juvenile hormone esterase-like (gene Tcjhe). The record is from RefSeq and is a predicted model, not a curated record. The transcript is spliced from 7 exons. The coding region runs from base 29 to 1816 and encodes 595 amino acids. NCBI's taxonomy places the organism in Eukaryota, Metazoa, Arthropoda, Insecta, Coleoptera, Brentidae.